This is a messenger RNA of Zygotorulaspora mrakii, 2742 nucleotides long. RefSeq names its product carnitine O-acetyltransferase YAT2 (gene YAT2). Gene Ontology annotation, biological process: carnitine metabolic process. The record is from RefSeq and is a predicted model, not a curated record. The transcript has a single exon. Lineage: Eukaryota; Fungi; Ascomycota; Saccharomycetes; Saccharomycetales; Saccharomycetaceae. Bases 1 to 2742 code for a protein of 913 amino acids. Gene Ontology annotation, cellular component: cytosol. Gene Ontology annotation, molecular function: carnitine O-acetyltransferase activity.
AUGAGCACUGUUACUGACAGCAUUAAGCUAGGCCUGAGUCCAGACGCCGAACGUAGGCCAAGGGUGAACGUAAGUGCGGUAGGCGGCAAUGGCACAGAGGGCACUUUCUCGAACGAGAAAAGGCUGCCAAAAUUGCCGCUACCGGAUCUUCGGGUCUCUUUGGAAGCGCUGAAUGAGAGUUUGCAGCCGUUGUAUUAUGCAGACGGCUACUACAAGCACCCCUUAGAGCCAGAACAGCUGAGGGGUCUAUCAAAUGACAUUUCUAUCUUUCUCGAAAGCGAAGCGGCUAAAAAAUUGCAAGGGAAAUUAGAAGAGUUCUCUCUUGUAAAUGACUGCUACUUGGAUAACUUGCACUUGGACGUUAAUAACAGCUACACGAAUGCUGUACAGGAUGAAGUUUUACCAAGGAACCCUUUUCUGGUGCUGGCAGAAGAUGCUGUGCCAGAUAUAACGCAAACAGACAGAUCCGCGGUGCUUGUCCAUUCGGCUCUCAGGUUCAUCGCUGCAUUAAGAAAUGGAGUCUUGCCAGUGGAUCGCAACGCGAAAACAGGAGAGCCGCUGUCAAUGUUUCCUUAUUUGAAUCUAUUUGGUACCACGAGAUGUCCCGUUUUUGUUGAAGGUGAGAUUGAGAAUUUUGAUCUUGAAAAGCCUUAUACGGAUUCGGAUUUGGAAGCUGGAUGGUCAUCCUCGUCUUCUUCAGAGUGUGAAGAUGAUGGCGAUCAGGAUGUUGAAGGUACAAAGUCAAAGUCGUUUAUGUCAAACGAACAGAUCUCCAAUAAGAAUGAUAUUUUCACAAAACAUGGUAUCAGCUCCAAGAGGUACCCUGGAUCGAAGCACCUUCUGGUCAUUUCAAGAGGUCAAUAUUAUACUCUGGAUGUUUUCGACGACUCAAAUAACAUAAUUCACGAUGUAUCAAGUUUGGUUGCAGCUUUCAAUUUCAUUUUACAUGAUUCAAUGAAGCCCUGUACGUUUAAGAAAUCAACAGCGUUAGGCAGUUUGACGUCACAUUCGUUCAAAAAUUGGAAAUAUGCGAGAAAGAGGUUACAAAAGAGAUAUCCAGAUGAAUUAAUGCUCAUUGACUCUUCACUAUUUGUGCUGGUACUUGAUGAAUCAACCGAUUGUGAAAAGAAGUUUACAAAUGAAAUUGACUUCACCAUUGAAAAAGGACUAAAUACAAGCUCAUCCGAUUGUAAAAGGUUGUUUUAUGGAACCUCGAUAAUUGACGAUAAAGGUCAUCAAGUUGGCUCUUGUAUAUCCCGGUGGUAUGACAAAUUGCAAUUGGUGGUGACGGCAGAUUCGAAAGCAGGAGUUAUUUGGGAUUCUUUCACUUGUGAUGGUUCAGCAGUUUUGAGAUUCAUUUCUGAAAUUUAUACAGAAUCUGUUUUAAGAUUGGCGAGAGAUGUCAAUUCAGGGGAUUCAAGAUUUUCUUUGUGGCCUUCUAUCAAAGAUUCGAAGAUAGGCGAUACUAUACGAAAUCCCACUGAAUUGGUAACUAGAAUAGAUUGGGAUUUUAGUAAUAUCUUAAACACCCAUGUUCAUUUAUCAGAGACCAAAUUAGCCGACUUGAUUUCAAAACAUGAUAUUGUACAUGUUUCUAUCCCAUUUGGUCGUAGAGCAGCCCAAAGGUUGGGAGUGAGUUCAGAUUCCAUGAUUCAAGUAGCACUACAAAUUGCACAUUACGCAUUGUAUGGCAGGAUGGUUUAUGGAUUUGAACCAAUUUCAACCAGAAAGUUCAGGAAAUCGAGAUCAUGCUUUAUUAAUAUUCAAAAUCAGGAUCUAUUAGAAUUAUGCCAAUUGUUCAUAUCGAAUUCUUUUGAUGGAAAUGUAAAAUUAGAGAAAUUUGUCUCUGCCUGUGAGAAGCAUUCCGUCAAGGUUAAGAAAGCCAAAGAGAACGGUGGCUUCGAAAAACACUUUAAUGCAUUGCGAUAUCUCUAUAAAUUCCAUGAUCAUUACGGUAUAUACUUGAACUCAAAUGAUAGGAAAAUAUCGGCAAACAUUUUCGAGAAUCCUUUGGUCAAACCAUUCUCGGCACCAGAUUUGAUUGUGGCAAAUUGUGGUAAUGCAGCGACAACGACAUUUGGUAUAACCCCUGCUGUUCCUCAGGGAUUCGGAAUAGGAUACAUAGUUAAGGAUGACCAAUGUGAUCUGACAGUGACUUCACAAUUUAGACAAGCAGAUAGAUUAAUGUUCAUGUUGAAUUGGGUAUUACAAGAAAUCCGAAAUUUUUGGAAAAAGUCAAAUGCAUCUAAUUUCAAUAAAACUGGUGUUAAAAUAAGUCCACUAAUUGAUAAGUUGUAUGAGAUGGACAAUGCGCUUAAUUCCAUAAAAAAAUCAAAUGAAUAUGCCUCGCAGCAAAAUAAAAUUAUUAAAGGAUAUGGAUUCUUCGAUCUGCAAGGACACAUCGAUAGUAAGAACAGUUCAAGACUGAAUUCUCAAAAUAAUUCCUCAUUACAGUUAUCAGAUUUGGCAAACACUUCACAGAGCAAUUUGGGACUCAACAAAAAUAAUAUAUUACUGCACUCCAGUCCAGCUCUGUCGGUUCCUACUGAGAAAGAAAAGCAAGAGACAGGCUGUCAAAUUCACCAAAUACAACCGGAGAAUACGUCAGAUGAAGAGACAUCGCCACCAUCAUCUGCAUCAAAAUCUGACACUGUUAAACGUAGUAACGUUAUCAAUUCAAAAUUUGAAAUUGAUUUCGAUCGUAGUGGGGUAGGUAGGAAAAUUCAAGCAAAUUUUGACUAA